Melitaea cinxia (Glanville fritillary) is the source of this 1735-nucleotide messenger RNA. RefSeq names its product proton-coupled folate transporter-like. Gene Ontology annotation, biological process: transmembrane transport. The record is from RefSeq and is a predicted model, not a curated record. Lineage: Eukaryota; Metazoa; Arthropoda; Insecta; Lepidoptera; Nymphalidae. Gene Ontology annotation, molecular function: transmembrane transporter activity. The transcript is spliced from 7 exons. Gene Ontology annotation, cellular component: membrane. Bases 16 to 1443 code for a protein of 475 amino acids.
UAAGUGUACAUUGAAAUGUGGAACGAUGAUGAAUCUAGAUCGACGGACGUUCCACUGCCCGUACCGAAAAGGUCCAUCACAACGACAAUUGAGUUACCAUUAUUUCUGAAUCUUGUAGCUCUAACUUUGACAGCUCCAGCCGUCAGUAAUUUAAUUCUUUAUAAAACAUGUGUACAUUCCUUAAAUAACUCUGUGCCUCAGUGCAAGCCAUUCCUUUCACCUAUAAAAACGAAUGAGACCUCAGAUGUAGAAAAAGAAGUUCAAAAGUAUGCUACAUAUGUAUCAACUGUAAAGAUGGUACUGGAGUUUGUUUUUCCAUCUUUUCUUUCUUUGUUUUUGGGGGCCUGGUCUGAUACCUAUGGUAGAAAACCUUUAAUAGUUUGGCCGCUGUUUGGUGCAUCAAUAACUGGGAUGCUAUUGGUGAUCUUCAGCUUGAUAGACAGUUUGGGUCCUUGGUGGUUUAUAUUAACAGCAGUGCCAUCUUCACUAUCUGGUGGAUAUAUUGCUAUGUUUACAGGCAUGUACUGCUAUGUCAGUGAUACAAGCACUCCUGAAAGAACGUCAUUAAGAAUGACUAUGAUAGACGCCACUACAUCUCUGGGGACGGUAGUUGGUUCCAUGCUGUGUACUUCUCUAAUUUUGACAAUUGGAACCACAAAUGUCCUCUUGUUAGCUGCUACAAUUAGUGUGAUAUCGUAUGCAUUUACCAACAUAUGGAUACAGGAAUCUUUAAGGGGAGCAUUAGAGGGUGGUGGAUCGAAACUUCUAGACAUUUUACUUAUAAAGGAAAUGUUUCGCGAAUCUUUGAAGAGAAGACCAAAUCGACAGAGAGCCCAAAUAUACCUCAUAUGUUUUACAAGCGUAAACUAUAUUUUGGGUAACUUAGGACCAGUCGGUGUGGAAUAUUUGUAUACAAGACAGAAAUUACAUUGGUCUUUACAAGAAUACACUACCUAUUCAUCAGUUAGUACUGCAAUGACGUUGGUUGGAGGCUUCUUCGGUCUGAUGGUCGUCCAGAAAAUAUUACGCGCUGGAGAUAUAGUAUUUGCGAUGGCAGUUAUAUUCUCGGCUGCAGCGAGCUGUAUAAUUAAACUAUUUGCAGUUGAUACCUGGCAUAUGUACUACGGUAGCGUCGUUUCUAUUUUUAAAGGUUUACCGGGUCCUUUAAUACGAUCUCACCUAUCAAAAAUGCUUCCAGUCGAGGACGUCGGCAAGGUUUUCGUCCUCCUUUCAGCUGCUGAGAGUAUUUGCCCUAUUUUAUUUCCAAUUAUGUUUAACACACUAUAUUCUUCCACAUUGACGAUAUUCCCUGGAGCAAUAUAUGUUCUUAGCAGCGCCCUGAUGGUGACCGCUAUGGUUUCGUUAGGGUUUGUACAAUAUUUUUCUUGGGUUGGAUCAUCAGCGAGUUACCGACGUCUCGAUUCUUUUAGUGAGGAAAACUAAUAUAGAUUAUAAUAGUCUUAUAAAUCUAAUAAAAACUUAAUUACACGUGUAAAUAAAAUAAAAAGUUAAUAUAUAUUUAUAAUUAUGUUCAUAUUUUCUGUAGACAAUUUUAUAUUUUAAAAGAUAUUUCCAAAAUAAAAAAUAACUGUGAUAUUAAAUGUAACUCUGCCUUAUUUGUAUGAUUAUGAAUUAAGAAUAAUAUUAUUUUAUUGUUGGUGCUUUAAUAGGAUUGUAAACUAGGAGCACAAACGAGACAAGUAUUUUUAUGACAAAAUAAAUGAAUUUAUUGAAA